Molecule: messenger RNA, 2301 nt
Organism: Aspergillus terreus NIH2624
Lineage: Eukaryota; Fungi; Ascomycota; Eurotiomycetes; Eurotiales; Aspergillaceae
Exons: 8
Coding region: 1-2301 (766 amino acids)
Biological process (GO): secondary metabolic process
Cellular component (GO): membrane
Molecular function (GO): CoA-ligase activity
Source: RefSeq, a predicted model, not a curated record
AUGACUGUCGCCCACUCCCUUGUCAGAAAGCACCCUCUACAGCGGCUUCCUAGUCCGUCCAGGGGUUUCUCUGCUCUCGUCCAUCUACUAGGUCUCUCCAGCUUCAUCUGGUCCUUCAAAUACAUGCAUGAGAACCCCAACCGAGCGAACGAAGCCUAUGGCUGGCAUUUCCAGUACCUGACGGUCAUCGGACUGUCCCUGUCCACCGUCACCUUUGCAGUCGGUCUGCUUGCUGAUGUGACCUUGUCGAGCCGACUUUUUCUCCUCAAGAACCUUCUGUCGAUCUGUAGCGUGCCGAUGGAGGUUCUAAUCAGUCAUCGCACGGAUGCAUUCCACUGCUCUUUCUCACAUCUGGCAGACAUCAGCUUCCAUGCGGUCCCGUCCAUUGUCCUCCUGAUCGACCUGCUGCUCCUCUCCCCUCCAUGGACCAUCACCGUUCUGCCCGCGCUGGCGCUGUCGAGCUCCAUCGCGUUCGGCUACUGGUUCUGGAUUGAAUUGUGUUUCGCGCACAAUGGAUGGUACCCGUAUCCGAUCUUUGAACAGGUUCCUUUUGAAGGCCGCGUGGGCCUGUUCGUGCUGAGCGCCGUGGUGAUGGCUCUGAGUACGGCGACGCUGAAGGCGCUCUAUGGCCGCGUGAAUGGAUAUGGGACCCCGGCCCCCGCACAGUCCCGUCCGGGGGCCAUCAAGCAGAACGACUCCCCUCUAUCCCACACAACCGAAUCCACCGUACUGCACGCCGAAGCCGCCGACCCCUCGAACCGCAUCACCAAAGCCGAAGCACGCACCUUCACCAAGCGCUUCGCGCACAUCUUCCGCACAGAGUUCGGCAUCGGCCGCAACGGCCGUGGCCAGGAUGCCGUGCUCUGCAUCUCGUCCAAUCAAGUCCUCCUACCAACAGUGUACUACGGCAUCAUCGCAGCGGGCGGCGUCUUCGCCGCGGCCUCGACCGCCCUGACAGCCAUGGAGCUAGUCCGCCAAAUCCGGCAGUCCAAGAGCCGCGUGCUGGUGACCUGCGCCGAGAACCACGCCAAAACCCUGCAAGCCGCGCAGCAAUGCGCCAUUCCCGCCAGCCGGAUCCUCGUCCUCGAGAGCAUGUCCCACAAACGCGCGCUACGCAGCGCCGCACACCCCGCGCAGAACCACCUCGACCGCGCCGCCGAGCUGGACUGGGAGCGCCUCACCGACCAGCCCACCCUCGAGUCCACCCUCAUCUGCCUGCUGUACUCGAGCGGCACGACCGGCCCGCCCAAGGGCGUGAUGCUGACGCACAUGAACCUGGUGUCGGAGGCGGUGCUGGCGCAGCGCGUGCUGCGCGACUCGCGCGCCGGCCGGCCGGGCCUCACCGUGCCGUACUGCACCGUCGGUCAUCUGCCGACGGCGCACAUCGCCGGCGUGCUGGGGUACUUUGUCACGCCGGCGGUGGCCGGCGGCGCCGUGUACUGGAUGCCGCGGUUUGACAUCGACCGGUUCAUCGAGUACUGCCGCGCGUACCGCGUGACGUAUCUGGCGACGGCGCCGCCGGUGUAUCUGGCCAUUGCGGAGAGCGCGCGGGUGACGGACCACUUCCGCACGCUGGUGCGCGCCGAGUCGGGCGCCGCGCCGCUGAGCAUCGAGGUGCAGCGGCGCGCCGAGAAGAAGCUCGGCUGUGCGAUCAGCCAGCGCUGGGGGCUGACGGAGACCACGGGCAGCGUGACCACCAUGCCGUGGGGGGUCGAGGACCGCACGGGGAGUAUCAGUCCGCUGCUGCCGAAUGUGCGGCUGCGCAUUGUGGAUGGCGAGGGGAGGGAUGUGCCGCAGGGCGCGGAGGGGGAGCUGAUUGUCAAGGGGCCCAUGGUCACGCCUGGGUAUUUUGAGAAUGCAGAGGCUACGGCGGCGGCGUUUACGGAGGAUGGGUGGUUUCGCACGGGGGAUAUUGGGCUGUGGCGGGAUGGGAAGAUCUACAUGGUGGAUCGGAAGAAGGAACUGAUCAAGUACAAGGGCUUGCAGGUGUCGCCGGUGGAGGUCGAGGCGUUCCUGCUCACCCAUGAGGCCGUCGCGGAUGUUGCGGUCAUUGGUGUUGCGGACCCGGCUGCUCCAGGGAAUGAGCUUCCCCGGGCGUAUGUGGUGUGUGAAGACGGGCGACAGGUGACAGAGGAUGAAUUGAAAGAGUACGUCAAGGCGAAUAUGGCGCGGCAUAAGCAGCUGCGCGGCGGCGUGGUGUUUGUGAAGGAGAUUCCAAAGAGCACGUCGGGCAAGAUUCUUCGACGACAGUUGCGGGACCAGGCGAAGGCUGAAGCUGAAGCUGUGCGGGCGAGGUUAUAG